Messenger RNA from Aspergillus mulundensis, 969 nucleotides. RefSeq lists its product as uncharacterized. Lineage: Eukaryota; Fungi; Ascomycota; Eurotiomycetes; Eurotiales; Aspergillaceae. Bases 1 to 969 code for a protein of 322 amino acids. The record is from RefSeq and is a predicted model, not a curated record. The transcript is spliced from 2 exons.
AUGCCUCCACAGAAACCAGCACCAGCAGCACCCAGUAACCACCUCCUCUUCGACCCCUGGAACUCCGCCUCCUCCGGUCAUCAGCGCUCCGAGUCAAAUCCCGGCACUGCAUGGCGACGAACCCGUGAAGCAAAGCUCGCGCAGCAGUUCCGCUCGGGCGACUGUACGAUAAACUCGCUUGUCUAUGAUGGCAUAGGCCGGACAUAUGAGAAGGGCGAGUGGGAGUGGGAUUGGGGCGGUGACGCGAAGGGAGGAAGAGGUGGGGAUGGUCGAAGUGGCAGUGGGAGGGCGAAGAGGGCUGUCGACCAGGACUCAAAGCAGAGGGAUAUUCGGAGUAUGAUGGGGCUGGGGAAGGGGGUCUUUUCAGCGGAAUUAGGUUUGGGAUUGGGGAAUAAGAAGGGUACGGGUGCAUUUACAUCAACACCACCAAGUUCAACUCCAACGCAAGCACCGACACAAAUACCAACACCACCAUACGAAGCAGAACCCUAUACCGAAGACCUCGCGCCCGGCGCAUUUAGCGGAACAAAUACAACUCCCAUUUCAGCGCCUCAAACUCAGACGCAAUCGAAGCCCGUCAGCAGCACCACCCGCUCUUCCUCAACACCCGCGGAAUCAAACAUCCUCCGCGGAGCUAUAAUCUAUAUAAACGGGCAAACAGCGCCUUUAGUAUCCGACCACAAGUUAAAGUCCCUGCUUGUUGCGCACGGCGCAACACUCUCCCUCUCGCUCUCCCGCCGCGUAACGCACGUUAUCAUCGGGAAGCCGAAUUCUGGGCCUGGGCGCGGCGCGGGAGGUGGGUUGGCCGCGGGAAAGAUUCAGAAGGAAAUGGCCAGAGGUGGGUGGAAGGGGAUGAAGAUUGUGGGGGUUGAGUGGGUUUUGGAGAGUGUUAAGGCCGGGAAGUGGCUUCCUGAGACGAGGUUUGCGGUCAAUCUGGGGAGUCAGCGGAGUGUGUUGGGGUUUAUGUAA